AUGGGAACCUCAGGGCAGGCAUUCUUUGCAGGGAUUCUCAAGAACAUCAAGAACCUGGACGAGCUGCGGCGUGUUCACGAUCGAAUCCAGAGCCGCCAAUGCCUCAAUCGCUUCCUGGCAAAUCUCCUGGUGCAAAUGUAUGGCAAGUGUGGGAGCCCAAGCGAGGCAAGGCAGGUGUUCGAUGCCAUCGAUCCGAAGAACGAUUUCUCGUGGAGUAUCAUGCUCGGUGCCUACACAAGCAACGGCGACAUGGACAAGGCCAAGGAGGUUUACGACACAAUGCCGGAUCGCAGCGUGGUGGCCUCAAACGCGAUGAUAACAGCAUAUGCCCAAGGUGGGCAAAUUUACAAGGCAGAGCAGCUCUUUAGGGGCCUAAAAAAGCGAGACAACGUGUCGUGGAACGCACUAAUACGAGGUUUCACACAGAAUGAUGAACUCUUUCAUGCAAAUUUAGUGUACUAUAGAAUGCCAAGGUGGUGUGCAGUGUCGUCGACGAUCAUUGUUACUGCAUUUGCCGGAAAAGGGCAUUUGCAAGCGGCAAAAGCCAUUUUUGACAGUAUGCCUGAGAAGAAUGUUGUUUCAUGGACGGCUAUGUUGACUGGCUAUGCACAAAACGGCAAGAUGGGCGAUGCUUGGAAUUGUCUGGUUGAAAUGCCUUCAAGGGAUUCUGUGUGCUGGAACGCAAUGCUCGCAGCGAGUGCCGCAACCGGAGAUUUGGAUCUCUCGAAAGCAGUGUUUGAGAGAAUGCCCUGCAGAAGCGUGGUGUCUUGGAAUUCGAUGCUGCAGGCAUGCACGGACGCGGAAGCCCACGACGAAGUGAGAAUCUUGUUCGAAUCCAUCCCGGAAAAGAGCGUUGUGUCGUGGACGACGCUGCUGGCGGUGUAUGCAAAUGCAGGAGACUACGAUCGAGCCAAAGCCACCUUCGACUCCAUCCCCGACAAGAACAUCUGCUCGUGGAACGCGAUGAUUCAGGCGUGUGCCGUGAGUGGAAAACUCUCGCAAGCAAAGGCACUGUUUGAUAGAGUUUCCGAGCCCAAGAGUGUCGUGACAUGGACGACGCUGCUGGGAGCCUAUGCUCUGGCGGGACGGGUCUUGGAUUCCAAGCUCGCGUUCGAUCGGAUGCCCGAGUGGAGCACAGUCUCCUGGAACACCCUCCUCGCUGGCUACGCUCGAAACGGAGCCACGAGCGACGCCAAGCUCACGUUCGAGCAAAUGCCCGAGAGGAAUCUCGUGUCGUGGAACGCGAUGGUGGGAGCGCUCGCCCACAGCGGCGAAUUCAGCGACGUGGCCGGCCAUCUCUUCCGGGAGAUGAUGCAGACCGGGGUGAGACCCAACGCGGUCUCCUUCGCGGCCAUUCUCGUGGCGUGCACCCACAAGGGAAGCGUGGACGACGCCCGCCACCAUAUCGUGGCGAUGCAAUCGGACCACGAGGUGGAGCCGCUGAGGGAGCACUUUUGCUGCAUGGUCGAUCUGCUGGGACGGGCCGGAAAGCUCGACGACGCCAUGGAUCUCAUCCAAACCAUGCCAUUCCUUCCAAACGACGUGGAGUGGGCUUCGCUGCUCGCGGCAUGCAAACGUUACAGCAACCGAGACCUUGCGGAACAAGCAGCAAAAGAGCUACUGGCGCUCAAGCCCCAAGAUCCUCCGUCGUAUGUCUCAGUCGCGGCUGGAGUCGUUUGA
Selaginella moellendorffii is the source of this 1680-nucleotide messenger RNA. Its product is annotated as pentatricopeptide repeat-containing protein At4g02750-like. The transcript has a single exon. The record is from RefSeq and is a predicted model, not a curated record. Gene Ontology annotation, biological process: RNA modification. The coding region runs from base 1 to 1680 and encodes 559 amino acids. Gene Ontology annotation, molecular function: protein binding; RNA binding. NCBI's taxonomy places the organism in Eukaryota, Viridiplantae, Streptophyta, Lycopodiopsida, Selaginellales, Selaginellaceae.